AUGGCUUUGGACCGUGUUGAUCAUAUUCAUCUUAUGUCAACUUUUGACUGUAUAGGGAUCAGCGAACCUCUACUUUCCUGGCUUAAAUCAUACAUUAUACAAAAGACCCAAUUGGUAAAUGUUGCUUCCACCUCUUCAGGCUAUUUAACUACUUCCUCAAAUGUAUCACAAGGUGCAGUUAUAUCCCCACUUUUGUUUGCCUUAUAUGUCAACUCAGCACCUUCCGUUCUCCAGCAUGCCAAGCUCCUUAUCUUUGCUAAUGAUAUGAAAAUAUUCUACCUUAUCAAAUCCAUGUGUGGCUGUCAUCUUCUCCAAUACGAUCUCUAG
Messenger RNA from Macrosiphum euphorbiae (potato aphid), 327 nucleotides. Lineage: Eukaryota; Metazoa; Arthropoda; Insecta; Hemiptera; Aphididae. The record is from the annotation of a GenBank genome assembly.